Molecule: messenger RNA, 954 nt
Organism: Adineta ricciae
Lineage: Eukaryota; Metazoa; Rotifera; Eurotatoria; Adinetida; Adinetidae
Source: the annotation of a GenBank genome assembly
AUGAUGGCGUAUCAUAAGAAUAAUAAUAAUAGCAAUAUGAAUGCAUCAGUGGACGAGCUUGAUCAUCGUAAUUUUUUUGCCACUUAUUACCCGUUAUUUCUUGUGAUUAUGGGCACGAUUCUCAAUGUUCUGACGUAUAUUAUACUUUAUCGGCCGAUCUUCCGUGAUUCUAUGCGGCAAUCGACAUUGUAUUAUAUGCGCGCAAUAGCCAUUUUCGAUAUUUUGAUGCUAUAUGGCUGGAAUCUCGAUCACUUUCUCUAUCGAGCCUAUGGAUUCAUGUUACAAACCUGGUCCAUUCCAACCUGUAAGCUAUGCUCAUUUCUUAAUUAUUUUGCGUCACAAGUUUCCGCUUGGCUACGUGUAUCGAUUUGCUUCGAACGGUGUUUAGCGCUGAAUUGGCCUCAUAAACUUUCAUCUUACCAAUCGAAAACUGUUCUCAUCGUUAUUUCAUGCCUUGUGAUCGUAUUCACAUUAAUCAACUUGCAUUUCAUCUUAUUCGCCUGUUAUUUCAACGAGAAUGGCACAAUGAAUCUCAAUGCGCACUUGUAUCAAAUCUAUCCUCUUUGGGAUUAUAUUAACUUAGUUAUUUACAAUUGUGUGCCAUUUAUUUUGAUGGUUUCAUUCAAUAGUAACGUCAUUUAUCAUCUCAUGCGUUUUCGUUAUGUUGGUGCAAUUCAAAAUGCGCGUAUUCAGCAUCGUUCGAUAUCGAUCACCUUGAUUAUAACCACAUUCCUCUUUUUAAUCAUGACCAUUCCUGCAACGAUCUGCUAUGCAUUUUUCUAUGCUAUAGCAAGUCGUUUUGUUCUUCAUUUAUUCGAUUAUAUUCUUUACACAUAUCAUAUUUUGUCAUUUCCAAUCUAUUUAAUUACACUUCGCGAGUUUCGGCAAGAGAUCUAUUCGCUAAUCGUUCGGACUCGAUGGUAUCGAACAGAGCUAUUGUUUCAUUAUCGAUGA